CUGUUGCUCUUUAACGGGUCUCGGACACUCGUUGCCUGCGCGCGCUCACGGACCAACUGGAACGUUACCGUAAGGGCUCACGCCUCUGCUUCAUGGUAAUCAGACACCGAACCGGAUUAAACACCGUUAAGAGUGAACGCGUCCCCGUUACCGUGGAUACGCUCGAGCUGAACUUUACUCCAACUUUUCAUACACCCAAAAGAAUGGCCGAGAAACGGCGUUCCGCAUGCACCAUGAGCUUGAAGGCGCACGCGUUCUCGGUGGAAGCGCUGAUCGGCGCGGAGAAGCGGAGAAAGCUCGAGGAGGAACAGGAGGAGGAAGAAGAGGAGGAAGAAGAAGAAGGACAAGGGGAAGAAGAAGGUGAGGACGAGGAGGAAGAGGACGGAAGCUGCUUCGAGGACUCGAACGGAGGCUCGAGCCCGCAGGCGCGCGCAGAGAGGACGAGCGGCGGAGACGGAGUUAAGUGCGAGUCGGUGGUGCAGAGUCCCCGCUCCGCCCACAGCGGCCCGAUGCACGCGGCUGCGGGACAGGAGGCGCGCGUGGAGCUGCAGGGCGCAGACCUGUGGAAGCGCUUUCACGAGAUCGGAACUGAGAUGAUAAUCACUAAAGCUGGCAGGAGAAUGUUUCCCGCAAUGCGGGUGAAAAUCACUGGUCUGGAUCCACAUCAGCAGUAUUACAUCGCCAUGGACAUCAUUCCUGUGGACAACAAACGAUAUAGGUACGUGUAUCACAGCUCCAAGUGGAUGGUGGCCGGUAACGCGGACUCUCCGGUUCCGCCGCGCGUCUACAUUCACCCGGACUCUCCAGCCUCCGGGGAGACGUGGAUGAGACAGGUCAUCAGCUUCGACAAACUCAAACUGACCAACAACGAGCUGGACGACCAGGGCCAUAUCAUUCUGCACUCCAUGCACAAGUACCAGCCCAGAGUCCACGUCAUACGCAAAGAGUGCGGCGAGGAGCUUUCACCAGUCAAGGCCGUUCCCACUGGAGACGGAGUCAAAGCCUUCUGCUUCCCUGAAACCGUCUUUACCACUGUCACAGCCUACCAGAACCAACAGAUCACCAGACUGAAAAUAGACAGAAAUCCAUUCGCAAAGGGAUUCCGAGACUCCGGCCGGAACAGGAUGGGGCUGGAGGCUCUAGUGGAGUCCUAUGCUUUCUGGAGGCCUUCACUAAGAACUCUAACGUUUGAAGACAUACCAGGAAUGACCAAACAAGGUGCAGCUGGUGCCCAUGGAGUGGUUGGGUCUUCCGCUCACACACACUUACUAUCUACAACAUCUUGCUCCUCCCCAGCAUUUCACCUAGCCUCAGGGGCGGGGCCUGUGUGUGAUUAUUCCACCUGCAGUCGAACAAGCCACCCUCUGCAUCGGUUUGCCACGCCCCUCACUGCAGACUCCUACAGCCGAUUGGCCAGCCCUGCUGCCGAUGCCUUUUCCUCCACCAGAAACCCCACCUACAUGAGCGGGACUGAUGGUGAGGCUUACUCCUGCACACAGACUGGCCUACCUCUCCAAAUCCCUGGUAUGCCUGGCCACGCCACUCAACUUCAAUAUUUCAUGCCAAGCCCUGCCCACAAUGCCUUUUCGACCAACCAGAGUGCACAGACCUCGUACAACAGUUUCCGUCUCCACAGUCCAUACGGUCUGUAUGGAUACAACUUCUCCACUUCGCCACGACUGGCUGCCAGUCCAGAGAAGAUGGCGGCAACACAAAGCUCAGUGCUUGGCUCCUCUCCUAGUGGUACGUUGACAGACAGGCAGGUUCUGUCCCCCGUGGACAGUCUGCACAUGCUCAGUGGUGCUCAGCAGUCUCUUUUUGACUCACGGACAUUAGGGCUAACAAGUUCUGCCUCUCAGGUUACGGCCCACAUGGCUUGACCCAUGCACACAACCUCCACGCCCACCAUGACUCAAGCACAAACCGGGGAACAGUAGUGUGUGGGGAUUGCUCUUGUUCGUAAAUCCAGACUGGACAAUUGAGAGAUGUUACUGAUGAAGAUAAAGAGCAAUGGAAUAUCUUAUACUGAAGCACUCACUCUGCAACCUUUUGGAGGAACCAGGAAAAGCCAAAGAGAUAAGAAAGCCAAAAGAUGAGGAGCCAAAGAGACAGUCUGCAAUGCUAGGGUAUUACAGGCUAACGUCAACUGGAGGUCAUAGUAAGAGAGACUUUGGUUGGUUUAUUGUGACCAGAAAUUUGUGCAGAAGUAAGAUGUUACCCGAUGGAGCCAGGGUAGCCUCAAAUGAGACAGACUGUCAUUUCAGUAACAUUUAUGCUAUCAAAUAAGACUAAACUGAACACUAGCAAAGCAAGAAUGGACACACAGUCUGCCACUAAAUCUCUCACUCCCAAAACCUGAUGCCAAAAUGCAACUUCACUAUACUUCACUAUAAGAGAUCGCGAACAGUGGAUAUUUAUUAUAUAUUAUGUUUCUGGGCAAGGCUCCUGCUAGGCCUGCCCUAGAAUCAGGAUUAGCUUCCUAGAAACUGAGCAGCUGACAGUUUGGGAGUCCAGCACAGGAAAGGUGGCCAAUGUCACAGCACAAGUGAAUCUAUAGGGAGUAGCUCUGCAACUCAGGAGCCAAAUAAAAUGUGUAAUUACACUGGGGCCGAUUCAGGCCUCAGCUCCAAGUGCAAUUGGUAUGUCUUGGUAUUAGCAAAGCUUGCAAGCAGGAAAUCAGCCGCAGACUGUAUUGGUUUAGAGCCGGAUGGCCAGAUUUAGCAACUCCGGUGUUUAUGACCUGAAUGAUAUUCAGUCAGCAAACUAGCGUACCAUUUAUGAUCGUAUUUUAUGGGUUUUAAGUUGAAAUUGUAAGGUUAAAGUAAAUGCAGGGUAAAAACGAAACAUAGGAAUGUAUUUACAAAGUCAGAGGUUUUAUUUUUUUCCCCCUGAAUCUGCUUGGCUUUCUGACAUGGUAUCUUUGACCACCAUAGGCAGGUGGAAAUUCAAUCGCAGAUCAUCACUUUUCUGCUGGACUGAUUUACAAAUGCAGGUCCUGGCAUCGUCAAGCAUGCAUACAGCUACAAAUGCAGGCUUUGGCAACCUCCAUCAGGCUCCUUGGCUGAUCCUGGGUCAGCUUUUAUUGCCACUUCCACUGAACUGGAGUGGCACGGUCAGGCUUCAAUGAUUAAAAGACAGUCAUUUAUUUCCCAAGCAGACAUACUGUAUAGCUUUGAUAUGUCUGUGUUUAUUUUUUUUUAAACGACUCUAUAUAAAUUAGGCAAAGAUGAUAUUAAUGUUAUUGUUGGAGGAUUUCACUCAUGCACUUACGGCAAAUACUUACUUGUGUUUUUUUUAAUGCUCUUUGAAAUCUUGGCCGGGGAAUGGCAAGAAAACGGUUGGAGCCAAAUAAAAUGUAUACAUAUUGUUAAAACCAACAAGACUGAGAGACUUUUCAGUAUUAAUCAAUGUAUGUAUGUUUUAGAGUGAGUCAUCUUUCAGUGUGCUUUCACUGACAGUCCAUGAGUGUGUAAAUGUGUGCACGUAUGUAGAGUGUGUGUAUGUUUGGCUGCUGUAAAUGUUUUGAAUGAAUGGAAAAUUAAAAAUAUCACCAUCUUUACUAAUUUA
This is a messenger RNA of Astyanax mexicanus (Mexican tetra), 3567 nucleotides long. It is a transcript of the gene tbx18, whose product is annotated as T-box transcription factor 18. The record is from RefSeq and is a predicted model, not a curated record. Gene Ontology annotation, biological process: positive regulation of DNA-templated transcription; somitogenesis; cell fate specification. Lineage: Eukaryota; Metazoa; Chordata; Actinopteri; Characiformes; Acestrorhamphidae. Gene Ontology annotation, cellular component: nucleus. Gene Ontology annotation, molecular function: DNA-binding transcription factor activity, RNA polymerase II-specific; RNA polymerase II cis-regulatory region sequence-specific DNA binding. The transcript has 8 exons. Bases 93 to 1880 code for a protein of 595 amino acids.